Molecule: messenger RNA, 15642 nt
Organism: Lymnaea stagnalis (great pond snail)
Lineage: Eukaryota; Metazoa; Mollusca; Gastropoda; Lymnaeidae
Source: the annotation of a GenBank genome assembly
AGUGCGUAAAAGGUGGUAAGACACAGUAGCUGCAACGCUUCACAAUCCCCAGGUCGCGAUAAGGGGCACAGUGGUGUAAGGCUGUAGAUAAGCGUGAGAGAAGCCACCUGGACACGUCACACACACAUACACUAUUACCAUUAUCUUGAAAUGUUAUGUUUCACAUUUGGAAUUCUGAGGAGUUGAACAGUUUCACUGAAAACGGAAAUGAUGUUCUUGCCAUUGUUUACUCUACUCUUUAUCAAUUGCUGCUACGCUGAAAGUGGUAAGUCUUAUUGCACUCUGUGUCUGCUUUAAUAGACUCGACUCAUAAAAUUCAUAACGGUCAAGAUGAAAGUGGUAAUUCUUAUUGGUUUAUCAGUCUGCUUGAGGUUGUUUAGACACCUAUGUCAAUUGUAAAUGGGGGAAAUGCCCCCCCCCCCCCCGGCUCUGGUUGAUAAGUCUGUGGUGGCUUGUCGAUUAGGAGGCGUCGGCCACCGACCCCCCUCGGCGUUACCCGGGGGACACAACUACUGGGCGCGUCCUGCGUGGGCAGACAAGGGAUGUGCUCGGUACCUGCCGUACAUAAAACAGCUCCUACAAGGUUGCCAGUUGUGAUAUUUCCCAACUGGAAAAAUAGGCAGAGACAGGGUAGGGAUCAUGAUUACAAGUUGCCGUUAAUGGAUAUGAGGCGAAUGUCGAAGGUGGUAACCUCUGGCCGAUGAUUCUUACUACGCAGCCUUGAGAAGCUGCUCCAAGGCAAACGUUUCGUCUCAGCUGCAUCGCGAAUUAGUUGCGUUGUGGAAACCCACUGUGGAAUCCCUCUUAUAGGUCGUCUAACGCUUCCCCGGGAUGGGUGGGGGAAGAUAUUAGGACGUAAAUUUUUCCAUCCCGACUCCUGAGAAAGUCGAUCGUGUGCACUGUGUGCAAACACAGAGUCGGACCGACCGGGUGUCUUUUGGUUAGGAUGGCCCCCGGCCGAGACCCUGGUCGAGCAGACUAGCGUGGGGGCCGUCCUGACAAAGGGACAUCCCCGACGUGCCGCUCCGCGGCCCGAUACCGGGUUGGGGAGGGGUGUUUUGGGGAGGGCAUGAAGAGCGCAAGCUCGACGUCCCACUGACGCCAUUUCUUAAUGUAAUAUUUCAGUGAGGUAAAUGUCAGAGGUGACUGUAACAAUCGCGUGUCAUGUGAGGUAAAAUGUCAGUUUUAAAUGUCACACACAGGUAAAAGCCAAUAUUUAAGUUUACAGGAUGGAGCAAGAUGUCUUCAGUAUAAAUUAUGCAACAUUAUUUAUAUCUCCGUUAUAAACUCGUACUCCAUAGCAGCUCCUGCCACGACGUAGGCGGAGAGCAACUGCUUUAUAAUCAAUAUCCAUGAACAACUCACGUGAAGAAACAGAUACAAUGACAGAAUACACCGUUAGCGAACCCAUUGCUGCUGCUAGCAGUUCAUAAAAAAAGCCAGUUUAUCAGGGCCAAGAAUGCCACUUAAUUGUUGAUAUCGAAUUGCUAGAAGCUUGUCAGAUCAAUGCGUCUCACAAUGUUACCACAGAACCCCAUUAUGAUAUUAACGAAUCAGGGAUAGCGUUGCAUCACAUGUACGCUUUAUUUUACCGCGUAUAUCUCUCUGUCUGUCUCUCCAUCUGUCUAUGUCUCCAUCUGUCUGUGUCACCAUCUGUCUGUCUACCCAUCUGUCUGUCUCUCUCUGUCUGUCUACCCAUCUGUCUGUCUCUCUCUGUCUGUCUCUCCGUCUGUCUGUCUACCCAUCUGUCUGUCUCUGCCACUGUCUGUCUCUCCAUCUGUCUGCCUCUCCCUCUGUCUCUCCAUCUGUCUGUCUCUUCAUCUGUCUGUCUCUCCCUCUUUCUGUGUCUCCAUCUGUCUGUCUCUGCAUCUGUCUGUCUCUCCCUCUGUCUGUCUCCUUCUGUCUCUUGCAAUAUCGCAGGAUGUCUCUCCAUCUCUCUGCCUGUAUAAAAGCUUUAAAAGCGAUGUUUAAAAACGAAUUAUUUAUUUUAACAAUUUACAGCUUCACUCAGACACAUAUGGCUACGCACAGACAGACAUAGCUACACACAUAUACAUAUAGCUUCCCUUAGACGUACAUAGCUGCACGGACAACAAACGACACAGCAAUAAGUGGCUGUCCAGAACAAUAGAAAAAACAACAACUAAUAAGAUAAAAACAAACUAAUAAGAGAAAAAACUAAUAAUAUAGAAAAGAACUAGUCUAAUAAGAUAGAAAAACUAAUAAGAUAGAAAUAAGUAAUAAGAUAUUAUAAAACUAAAAAGAUAGAAAAAACCUAAUAAGAUAGAAAAAGUAAUAAGGUGGAAAAAAAACCGAAUAAAACAGAAAAAAAAAACAUAAGAUAGAAAAAACAGAAAAAUCAAUGCGCAUUCCAUCAACCUGAUUGAUGUUUGAACAUCGAUUUGCGAACCACUGUUUAGAACAUCAGGUGGAACAUAGCUAACUUGUUUCGUUCACAUAAUCGACCCCACCCUUUAAUUUGAGAACCACUGUUUAGAACCAUCGGGGCAGAGCAUUGCUUACUUGUUGCGUUCACAUAAUCGACCCUGCCCUUUAAUUUGAGAACCAAUGUUUAGAACCAUCGGGUAGAACAUUGCUAACUUGUUGUGUUCACAUAAUCGACCCUAACCUUUACUGUUGAAUGUCGUUCGCUAAUCUCUUUUUCUUAUUUCUGUCCCGUGCAUUUGUCUCCGUUACCUCGUCCCCUGCUCAAGUAAACUCCGUUUAUCUCCAUUCCAUCUUUUCUCCUUUUUCUUUUCUCCCCAUCUUUCUUUUAAAAAUUGGUUGCAUCUCGCAAUGUUUUCCUUACGAAGCUUGCCUUCAGUAGUCUGUCUCUUGUGACCCCAAAGUUAAUCGUCAAAAUUUUACACAAUAGGAGGUGUACCACGAGAAGGUUGAUUUAUUUAAAUUAUGUAUAGAACAAAUAGGUCCACCUUUAACUUGUAAAGUUAGAGCAACUAGGUCCACCUUUAACUUCUAAAGUUAAAAUAUCUAGGUCCAGCUUUAACUUCUAAAGGUAGAACAGCUAGGUCCACCUGCUUUAACUUCUUAAGUUAGAACAACUAGGUCCACCUUUAACUUCUUACGUUAGAACAACUAGGUCCACCUACGUCAAACUUAAUCUAAUGAUUCGAUAAUGUGACCCCCCAGGUUUCUUCUGGCACGUGACCGACUUCCACUACGACCCGACCUACUGGACAAGUCAGCUGUCCUGCAAUGACGUGGUGGCCCACCCCGGGAAAUAUGGCGACUACUGGUGUGACUCGCCCUGGGCUCUGGUGCAGGACAGUAUCGAUAACAUGGCGAGAAUAAAGAGCGAUGUCGAUUUCAUCAUCUGGACAGGGUAAACUGCCACCUAUGACAGCAUAAAUGUUAGAUCGAAUUUUAUAAUUUUAUACUUAAUUAUAUAGUUUGUCUAUUUCAUAAUUAAUACACUAAUGUCAGAAAGAAACUAAACAUUUCAUUUAAAAUUUACUAAUUUAUAAACAAUAGCCUAAAACAAUUCAAAUAGUUCAGAUUAUUGAUUCAUGUCUUCAUUUUGAUCUGUUUUAGAGAGAAAAAAAAUGUUUAUCCGAAACUUUGUCACUGACCUACUUCCUAAAACUAGGGUCGAACUUCUAGGUACAAACGUUUAAUUUGUUCACAGUCUACAUUUUUUUAAAAGGUCUUUUUCGUGUAGGCACAAAUGACCACUCUGUCAGUCAAUGUAGCCACAAAGGACCACUCUUAUCAAUCGAUGUAGCAACAAAUGACCAGUAAUCUGUCAGUCAAUGUAGCCACAAAGGACAACUCUUAUCAAUCGAUGUAGCCACAAAUGACCAGAAAUCUGUCAGUCAAUGUAGCCACAAAGGACAACUCUUAUCGACCGAUCUAGCCACAAAUGACCACUCUGUCAAACGAUGUAGCCACAAAGGACCACUCUUAUCAAUCGAUGUAGCCACAAAUGACCAGUUAUCUGUCAGUCAAUGUAGCCACAAAGGACGACUCUUAUCAAUCGAUGUAGCCACAAAUGACCAGUAAUCUGUCAGUCAAUGUAGCCACAAUUAAUCACUCUUAUCAGUCAAAGUAGCCAUAAAUGAUCACCCUUUCAGUCAGUGUAGCCACAAAUGACCACUCUUAUCAAUCGAUGUAGCCACAAUUGAUCACUAUUAUCAGUCGAUGUAGUCACAAAUGACCACUCUGUCAGUCAAUGUAGCCACAAUUGAUCACUCUUAUCAGUCAAUGUAGUCACAAUUGACCACCCUAAAGGUCAGUGCAGUCACAAAUGACCACUCUUAUCAGUCGAUGUAACCACAAUUGAUCACUCUUAUCAGUCAAUGUAACCACAAUUGAACACCCUAUCAAUCAGUGUAGCCACAAUUGACCACCCUAUCAAUCAGUGUAGCCAAAAUUGACCACCCUAUAAAUCAAUGUAGCCACAAUUGACAACCCUAUCAGUCAGUGUAGCUACAAAUGACCACUCUAUCAGUCAAUAUAGCCUCAAAUGACAGCAAUAUUCCACCCCAUCCCCACUCACCAGAGACAACAUGGCCCACAUAGACGAUGCUCAUACGUCACUCGACACCAACCUGGGCGUGCUUGAUAACGUUACAAGGGCUCUCAACAGCAGCUUUCUCGGCACCCCCUUCUACCCUUGCCUUGGUAACCAUGACUACUACCCCAGCGAUCAGGCCGGAAGUGACAUCGACUUGUACAGUCGCAUGGCUGAGAUGUGGGGAGGAUGGAUCAAAGACCCAGCACAAAUUGAGCUUUUCAAGAAAGGUGAAUUAACAUCAGCUCCUAGACCUCUGACCUCUGACAUUUCUAUUGUCUUCACAUUCUAAAGGCUUUAGCUCGCUGAAAAAUGUUCAAACUUUAUUUGGUCAAUUAUUUUUAAGAUCUUCUACAUGACUUGUGUCUAUAUUUUUCUAGAUUAGUGGUUCUCAACCUUCCUAAUGCCGCGACCCUUUAAAACAGUUCUCCAUUUUAUGGCGACUCAACAACCACAAACUUAUUUUCGUUUCUACUUCAUAACUGUAGAGUAAAUGUGUUUACCGCUGGUCUUAGGCGACCCAUGGGAAAGGCUCGUUUGACCCCAAAAGGGGUGGCGACCAAUGUUCCCUUUAAGCUGCGCGGCUGCGCUCCUAUCUCACAGACGCCGCGCAGCAGUUUUGAGUACCGCAAAGCAAAUUUCCAUGUAUGUGUGUGUUUGUGUUAGUGGGCUGUAAAAUUUUGCACACAAAAAAAUUGAUGCUGUAAAACUUUGCUCACAACUGUAUAAUUUUGCACACGAACCAAAAUACCCUAGAGGGAACAUUGGUGGCGACCCGCGGGUUGAGAAGCGAUGCUCUAGAUCAGGGGACUCCAAACUACGGCCCGCGGGCCGCUUUUGUCAACGGAAAAAAAUUACUGAAAUGUACGUGUAUCCUGCCAAGAUCAGACGCCGCUGACUGGACGUUAUGUUUUUGCCGAAUUAGAGGCACGCAGUAGUGCGUUAUGUUUUCCAACCGUUCAUGACUUGGCAAAACUUUAUUCGCUGCUUAGUUUUUCUACAGUCAAUGAGAUGAUAUGACGCCAUCCAGUAGCGGAGCUUUGCCCACCGUGUUGCAGACAUGGGUGAAAACAUUGUGAUUCAAAUAGCGAAAAAUGCAAGCAAGUUUCGCCAAUUUUUAAUUGCAAUGGAUGAAUCGCUGGACAGCUGUUCCACCUCUCAACUGCUUGUGUUCGUUAGAGGUCCGGAUGAAGACUUGAAAAUAAAACAAGAGCUGGCUUCCCUACAUAUCAUGUACGACACUGUUACCAGAGAGGAUAUAUUCAAUGAGUUGAAAAAAAAAAUUAUGAUUAUAACUUGGACUGGACUAACCUCAGUUGCCUGACUGUUGAUGGAAGAAAAAAAUGAUUGGCAUAAAGAAAGGCUUUUUUGGACAAGUGAAGCAGAUGUGUAAUGAGAAAAAAUUCUGCAACCAAUGUUCCUGCACUGUAUUACUCAGCAGAAAGCUUUGUCUGAAAAAUAUGUGGACAUUAGCAGCGUACUGAAUCCUGUGGUAAAGAGGGUUAAUUUAAUAAGGUCACAUGGGCUCAACCAUAGACAGUUCAGAGACAUGUCAAAAUGAACAGACACAUAAUCGGAAGAUUUACCAUAUUACACAGCAAUAAGAUGGCUAAGUUGUGAGAAAGUUCUGAGCAGAGUAUUUAAGUUAAGAAAGGAAAUAGGUGACUUCCUAGAAAGUAAAGGCAAGCCACAGCCAUUAGUGUCUGAUGAAGAGUGGGUAUGGAAAUUCGUCUAUGAUGCAGACAUAACUAGUCAUUUAAAGUUUCUGAACCUAAAACUACAAGGAGAGGAAAAUCUAGUUUCUGAUCUAUACACCUUUCUAAAGGCCUUCAGAUCCAAACUCGUCUUGUUUUUUGGAACUAGUACAGGCCAACAACUUGACACACUUUCAGCAGUGGACGGUCUUCAUGGCUGACGCAACAGCGGAGUUCCCCACGUCAUUUUUAUGGGAGAUCAUCAAAGACCCCCAGCUGCAGUGGCAACAGCGGUUUUCUGACUUGGAUUUAAAGGCAGAAGGAGUGAGACUUUUUCAAAACCCUUUUGAAGCAGAUGUGGCCAGUCGCCCAGAUGAACUGCACCUGGGGGUCAUUGAGUUGCAAGCAAAUGACCUCCUUGGGACAAGUUAAAAGAAGGACCGGUGGGUUUUUAACUAGUUUUCGCCAAAAGAAGACUUUCCUAAUUUCAAAACAUAUGCAUCAAUGUACCUUUCAAUCUUUGGAACAACAUGCCUGUGUGAACAAACAUUUUCAAGAACGAAAUAAAUGAAGAACAAUUAAUUUGAGAACAAAUUUGUCUGAUUAUCAUCUCAGGUCACUGUUGAUGUUGGGGACAUCAAAUCUAAAUCCAGAAAUGUCUGCUAAUCACUGCUAUUUUGGCAUCCAGGAAACAAUUUCACCAUUCCCACUAAUACAGGUGUUGACGUGUCGUGUAUCAAUGUCUUAUUAAAUAAUAACUGAACUAAAUAAUAUUACAUAAAUAAUUAAAAACAACAUCAAUGUUUUGAUUCUUUUUUAUUUUGACCUCGAGUGUGUAGUCGGCCCCCGAACUGCUGUUUUAUAGUUAAUGCGGCCUUCGGGCUGAAAAGUUUGGAGACCCCUGCUCUAGAUAAAAAUUAAAAAUUUGAGUUUUUUCACAAGCACAAUUUUCCUGUUUUAUUUUUUGCCGAGCCUAUUUCCACAUAGACGCCAUGAUUCAUGUAGACUUAACCAUUUACAGAAGACUGAACAUUUGAGGAAAUUCUAAGGGUAAAAAUUGAGAGCAAGUUGUCACAAAAUUUGAGAAACCAUGAUUUUUUACAAUCCUAGAUAUAAAUCACGUGACCUUCUAUCACCCAUUUGAUUUAUCACUGUCAAUUCACACAAUUGAUGUGCUGAUAUAUCACUUAAGUGUCUAUCCACACAACUGAUGUGCUGGUGUAUCACUUAACUGUAUAUCCACACAAUUGAUGUCCCUCAAUGGCUGAUCAUUGACCUCCCACUUACAUCUAUCCUCCCAUCUGACCCAGGCGGCUAUUACAGUGCCCUGAUCAGACCCAACCUUCGGCUGCUGGCCCUCAACACUGUACUGUACAUGCAGGGCGACGAGGUCACUGCCAACCAGACGGAUCCUGCUGACCAGUUCAAGUGGAUCGACAGUGUACUCAGUACAUCUAGGUCAAGGGGAGAAAAGGUGAUUGCUUGUUAAAACGUGAGGUGUGUGUGUGUUGGAGUGGGGUAGGGAGGGAGUAUUGGGGUAAAAGAAAUUGAAUUCAAAAAAUGUUUUCCUUCUUUGACUAAAUCUUCCAGGCCUUUGCAUUUUUGACGUGAUAACGUGAUAACGUGAUAAGGUACCAAACAAACUGACCAGAGUAAGUAGCCUACUGAUUCCUGGCACUGGACGUGCCCCGUUGCUUACGCCUAUGUUUUGUUAAUUAAUUUUUUGUAAAUCUUCCAGGUGCUGAUCACGGGACACAUCUCUCCAACAUUUAUCGUACCAUCUCUCGUGGACUGGUUCCAGCCCAGAUACCAUCAGCCCUAUGUUGACCUCAUGACGCAAUACUCGGACAUCAUUAUAGCGCAUCAUUAUGGACAUGACCACGCCGACACCUUUAGAGUUCUACAGAGAUCCAAUGGUGGGUAGAACUAAAGGUGAUAGUCUGAUGGUGGGUAGAACUAAAGGUGAUAGUCUGAUGGUGGGUAGAACUAAAGGUGAUAGUCUGAUGGUGGGUAGAACUAAAGGUGAUAGUCUGAUGGUGGGUAGAACUAAAGGUGAUAGUCUGAUGGUGGGUAGAACUAAAGGUGAUAGUCUGAUGGUGGGUAGAACUAAAGGUGAUAGUCUGAUGGUGGGUAGAACUAAAGGUGAUAGUCUGAUGGUGGGUAGAACUAAAGGUGAUAGUUUGAUGGUGGGUAGAGCUAAAGGUGAUAGUUGAUAGUCUGAUGGUGGGUAGAACUAAAGGUGAUAGUCUGAUGGUGGGUAGAACUAAAGGUGAUAGUCUGAUGGUGGGUAGAACUAAAGGUGAUAGUUUGAUGGUGGGUAGAGCUAAAGGUGAUAGUAUGAUGGUGGGUAGAACUAAAGGUGAUAGUCUGAUGGUGGGUAGAACUAAAGGUGAUAGUCUGAUGGUGGGUAGAACUAAAAGUGAUAUUCUGAUGGUGGGUAGAACUAAAGGUGAUAGUCUGAUGGUGGGUAGAACUAAAAGUGAUAGUCUGAUGGUGGGUAGAACUAAAGGUGAUAGUCUGAUGGUGGGUAGAACUAAAGGUGAUAGUCUGAUGGUGGGUAGAACUAAAGGUGAUAGACUGAUGGUGGGUAGAACUAAAGGUGAUAGUCUGAUGGUGGGUAGAACUAAAAGUGAUAUUCUGAUGGUGGGUAGAACUAAUGGUGAUGUUUUGAUGGUGGGUAGAACUAAAGGUGAUAUUUUGAUGGUGGGUAGAACUAAAGGUGAUAGUCUGAUGGUGGGUAGAACUAAAGGUGAUAGUCUGAUGGUGGGUAGAACUAAAGGUGAUAUUUUGAUGGUGGGUAGAACUAAUGGUGAUGUUUUAAUGAUGAGGAGAACAAAAUUUGAUGUUUUAAUGGUGUUAAGAACUAACGUUGAUGUUUUGGUGAUGGCAACAACUAAAGGGGAUGUUCUGAUGGUGGGUUGAAACAAAGGUGAUUUUUGUAUGGGUAGAACUAAAGGUGUUGUUUUGAUGGUGGGUAGAACUAAAGGAGAUGAUUGAUGGUCGGUAGAGAUGGUGGGUAGAACUAAAGAAGAUGAUUGAUGGUCGGUAGAGAUGGUGGGUAGAACUAAAGGUGGUGUUUUGAUGAUAGAUGGAGAAACAGGUAAUAUUUCAACGGAAACAUGAGGGACUGUAUUAAAGGGUCGUGGCAUUAGCAAGGUUGAGAGCCAUGAUAAGAGCAAUGAUACUGAUGUCUUCCCUUUUGGAGCUUACAGGCCGGCCAGCGGGUGAGAUUAUUUGGAAAGUUCCGCUGGGCUUCAGAGAAGAGCUGACCGAAUGUAACAAGUCUGGGAGCUAUCGAUAAAUAAAACCUGCUUAUUUAAUGAUGCUGUGUAACUCUGGCACUUUGUUAUAAAGUUGAACUGAGGUAACGUAGAGAAUGUUUACCAUUGUGUAGAUCAGGGGUGGGCAAACUACGAACCGCGGGCAGCAUGCGGCCCAGCAACUGCUAUUAUGCGGCCCUCGAAAGCAUUAAAAAAAAAAUUAAAAUUACUUUGUUUUUUAAGUUAUUUUGUUAAAUUUUACAGAAUUUCAUGUACCGUGAUGAUUGUUUUUACAUUUGUGAUCAAAAUUCUUUCUAAUUUUGUAUUUGUUAAAUAGUCCUUGAUUUUUGUCAUGUAAUGCUAAAAUGUGAAUUUGAAGAUUUUAAUAUAGAGAAAUGUUUAUCGCGAUGUAAAUAUUGGACACUAUAUACAUGCGCCACCCCCCCCCAAUAGCUUUACAUUUGUCAAUGUGGGCCUCCCCAUAAAAAAGUUUUCCCACCCCUGGUGUAGAUGACCAUGGUCAGAAACGCGUAGGUAGCUUUGUGUAGAUGUGAGAUUAUCCUACCACAUGAUCUGAGCUCCGCCAAUGCACAUCUCAUCUCAAGAGAUGAAAUUCAUUUACAGGCACGGGGGCGUCUGCGAUUUUUAUUGCGCCCUCGAUUACACCAUGGCGCUACCGCAUCCCAACUGAGACAGGCGCCCCACACAAUCCCGGGAUCAGGCUCGUGGAGUACGACCGAGUGACGGGCGCCCAUAUGAACUACCACCAAUACUUCAUCAACUUGACCGACAGCAAUAGGAAUGGGGUGACCAACUGGGUAUGUACACUGCUGUCUCUGGUGCUUGCAAGUGCACUGGAGCAAAAUGUUUCGUUUCGUCCGUAAGAAGCUCUUCAAGAAAUCAAUGAAUUUAAACAUCGAGCAGUUAUAGUGACAUCCGUUUAGGUUUAGGGUUAGGGUCAGGGUCAGGUUCAGGGUUAGGGUUAAGGUGGUAGAGUGACCUUUGGGGGUCCUCUGAAUUUUUUAGGUUAUUUGCAACCCCCAACCCGCUUUCUUUUUUUUUUGGGGGGGGGAGGGGGGGCAUUCAAAGUUGACAGUUUAUUUGUUUUCGAAACCCCAACUUUGUGUCACUAAAAUGUGUUACGUUCUCUGUGGUUUUCCUGUGGUAUUCCGUUUCCCGCUGGAGUCCUCUUCUCCAUUAGAAUCCUAUUCCUCGGUGGGAUCAUUUUCCCAGUGUUGUUUUGUUCCCGGUAGGGUUAUGAAGGAUAUGUUCAGAGGAAUCCCCAGGAAAGUCUAGAACUGAAUAGAACUAAACUGGCAUUUCAAUAUGUUUAGAGCAAUCCCCAGGAAAGUCUAGAACUGAAUAGAACUAAACUGGCAUUUCAAUAUGUUUAGAGUAAUCUCCAGGAAAGUCUAGAACUGAAUAGAACUAAACUGGCAUUUCAAUAUGUUUAGAGCAAUCCCCAGGAAAGUCUAGAACUGAAUAGAACUAAACUGGCAUUUCAAUAUGUUUAGAGCAAUCCCCAGGAAAGUCUAGAACUGAAUAUAACUAAACUGGCAUUUCAAUAUGUUUAGAGCAAUCCCCAGGAAAGUCUAGAGCUGAAUAGAACUAAACAGACAUUUCAAUAUGUUUAGAGCAAUCCCCAGGAAAGUCUAGAGCUGAAUAGAACUAAACUGGCAUUUCAAUAUGUUUAGAGCAAUACCUAGGAAAGUCUAGAACUGAAUAGAACUAAACAGACAUUUCAAUAUGUUUAGAGCAAUCCCCAGGAAAGUCUAGAGCUGAAUAGAACUAAACAGACAUUUCAAUAUGUUUAGAGCAAUCCCCAGGAAAGUCUAGAGCUGAAUAGAACUAAACAGACAUUUCAAUAUGUUUAGAGCAAUCCCCGGGAAAGUCUAGAGCUGAAUAGAACUAAAUAGACAUUUCCAUAUGUUUAGAGCAAUCCCCAGGAAAGUCUAGAACUGAAUAGAAAUAAACUGGCAUUUCAAUAUGUUUAGAGCAAUCCCCAGGAAAGUCUAGAACUGAAUAGAAAUAAACUGGCAUUUCAAUAUGUUUAGAGCAAUCCCCAGGAAAGUCUAGAGCUGAAUAGAACUAAACAGACAUUUCAAUAUGUUUAGAGCAAUCCCCAGGAAAGUCUAGAGCUGAAUAGAACUAAACAGACAUUUCAAUAUGUUUAGAGCAAUCCCCGGGAAAGUCUAGAGCUGAAUAGAACUAAAUAGACAUUUCCAUAUGUUUAGAGCAAUCCCCAGGAAAGUCUAGAACUGAAUAGAAAUAAACUGGCAUUUCAAUAUGUUUAGAGCAAUCCCCAGGAAAGUCUAGAACUGAAUAGAAAUAAACUGGCAUUUCAAUAUGUUUAGAGCAAUCCCCAGGAAAGUCUAGAGCUGAAUAGAACUAAACAGACAUUUCAAUAUGUUUAGAGCAAUCCCCAGGAAAGUCUAGAGCUGAAUAGAACUAAACAGACAUUUCAAUAUGUUUAGAGCAAUCCCCAGGAAAGUCUAGAGCUGAAUAGAACUAAACAGACAUUUCAAUAUGUUUAGAGCAAUCCCCAGGAAAGUCUAGAACUGAAUAGAACUAAACAGACAUUUCAAUAUGUUUAGAGCAAUCCCCAGGAAAGUCUAGAACUGAAUAGAACUAAACAGACAUUUCAAUAUGUUUAGAUCACAUUUUAUAUCCCUUUGAACUACAGGUAUAUAGAUCCUUCUGGCAUAUUCUAGAUUAUUUUUAAUAUCCUCCUCAAACUCGUGGAUCCCGACCCCAAACAGAAUGUUAUAAAAAGUUCAAAACCCCCCAAGAGUUCCUUUUGGAUAAUGAUGGAUAUAUGUUCCAAGUUUGGUCAAGAUCCAUCAAUCCAUGUAAAAGGCUUUGUGGAGCAAACCUACAAAGAAACACAUUCUCUCUAAUUUUUAUACACAUGAUAUACCAAUGAUACACGAAAAAAAGACCUUAGACAGUCACGUGAUAAACGAAUAGGUCCAUAUGUAGUCCAUAGCUACAACCCUCCUAUCAUCUAAUCACACCCACGAACUCCUCACCCAACUUGAUCCACCCCUGCCUAACAACCCCCUCACUUGAUCCACCCCUGCUUAACAACCCCCUCACUUGAUCCACCCCUGCCUAACAACCCCCUCACUUGAUCCACCCCUGCUUAACAACCCCCUCACGCCACACUACAAUGUCAACAACAGGAGCCAUGUGAUUGAGUUGAGACACACUUUUAAUCCAUUAACUUGAUUAAUUAUCUUCAACGAAUUUAAGAUAAUUAAAACGAGUUGCCCAAUAGUUAGCCACAAGUGAUCGACCCUUGGGUCCUGGGGUCAAGUGUACGAUCACGGAUCCGGCAGAUUCCAGUCCAAAGAAAAACCACAGUUGGCUUGGCUCUCCGUGUGUGUGUAUGUGUGUGUAUGUGUAUAUGUGGUAGGGUUUUUAGUGUGCGUGUGAAGUGUAUGUUGUGUGUGUGUGUGUGUGAUUGUAUACGUAUGUGUGAAGGGGUGGGGUACGAGAUUUAACAGCCUAAUCGUAUUAAAACAGUGUGGGGCAAAUAGGUGUGUGGUAAUAUUUAAAGGACUUCUUAGAUCAGACCAGAUAGAUAGUCGUUUCGUUAGCAGCUUAUAAUUUUCGUCAGUGGUCGAGGCAGCUUUUUUGUACCUGAGCCAUUCGAUUUCUAGUUUAGAGAACCGCUGUAAACCUUGUCCCUGAUAAUCUGAAGGUGUCUAGCGUGAUGGCGUGAGGUGUGAUGGCGUGAGGUGUGAGCCAGUCCAAAUUGGAGAGCAAUUUCCGGCUGGUCCAAUAUUGAUUAACGUAGUGAUGGUGGCACAUGACGUCACUGACAUUUUUGUGUGUGUGUGUGUGAUGACAUAACAUUUUAGAAAGUAUUAUUACGAAAUGUGUGUGUGUGUGUGGGUGUGUGUGGGUGUGUGCGUGUGUGUGUGUGUGUGCAGUAUAGUGCGAAGGGGGCCACUCAUCUCGGGCGCCAACAUCAGGAGGGGCAAAAUUGUCUUUAGAUUUGAUCUUAAUAGUGAAUUAAACAAUACAAUGUGACCUACUUCACAAAUCUAAAGGGUGACAGAAUCGACAUUUUACUGGUCCUCUCUGGGCGACACUUUUAUACAUCGAGGGGUGUCAUUUUCCGGCUUCGCCCCAGGUGCCGAUUUUCCUCGGCACGACACCCUUUGUGUUUGUUUUUUGUCCGUGUAUAAAUGCGUUCGACUGUAUUUUGGUAUUUAUAGGUUUGAAUGUGCAGGUAUUUGUAUGUGUGAGUGAAUCAUUUCCCUUAUUCAAGUAAUGUAUGAGUAUGUUAGCAUCACAGUCUUUGCUUGGGCAUUCGCCUAGACAAGUCCUCAUAGUUGUAACACCAAGCGUUCAUUAUCACACAAAACUACAUUUUCCAAAACACUGUUAAACGACGUAAAACAAUACACAUAUUAGAGAAAAGAAAUGACAACUUUAAAAAGUUCAUUCGGUAUUGACAUGAGUACUAUAUAUAUAUAUAUAUUAUUGCAAGACGCAAGGAAGCCACCUUUUCCACAGUUCGUUAAUUGUUCAUUAAACAUUUCGUUAUUGUAUUUAAGUCCAAAAAUAUAUUAAAAAAUUGCACAAGGGUUCUCAAAUUUAAGGGAAGAAGCAACUCAAUAGGACCCUCAACGUUAGAUCAUUGAAAGAAUAUUAUCAAACAUUUUAUGUUUAUCAUUUCGAUAACAUUUGUGACUAAAUUCUUUAGCUCUUGCACUUGUUACACUUGACCCCACUUGUAACCCUUGGUCAACGUGUGACACUAGGCCACACAUGUAGUAUUGGACCACCAUUGUAACACUCGGUGACACACUUGACCAAACUUCACGACGCACCUUCAUUUUUUUUUCCAGACAGAGCUGUACGACUUUCAAAAAACUUACCAUGUAUCAGACAUGAGCGUCCAGUCUCUGCUGACCAUCUACAAGUCCAUGCAGACCGUGGGCAAUGAGCUGCUCCUCAAGUUCUGUGACCACAUGCUGGUGACCAACAUACCCCAGAACUGUACAGACGCCCAGCAGGCCGGGAUCUGGUGUGGGGGACAGAACACGGACAUCCACGACGCCAAGAUUUGUGUCAACGAGUUCAUUCACCGAGCACGACGGGUUGACAUCUUGAGCUAUUUUCUUAACGUCCUUUUCGACUUCUUUAAAGAUUACUUAUAAUCUACAUGUGUGGGAAUAUGUAACAUUUCAUUACAUUUUUGGUGAUCUUAUCUUGGACCAUUUUGUUUUGGAUAGAUUCACCCUCACUUUUCAUCUAAAUCUAACCGUUUCCGAUAGAUUUGAAAAAGGAGGUCUUUAAAAAGAAUAAUAAUGACGUCAUCUUCCUAUUGCUACAUGGAGACCAAGGAUUUAGAACGGAGCCUUGAGCUGGAGAACUUCUGCCUUGCCCAACUCUUCUUCCCGCUAUUUUGCCCCACUCUUCCACCAGCUUUGUUUCCCCACCCUUCUACCAUCUAUGUUGCCCCACUCUUAAACCAGCUAUGUUGCCCCACUCUUUUACAUGUUAUGUCGCCUCACUCUUGUACCAGCUGUGUUGCCCCACUGUUGUACCAGCUGUGUUGCCCCACUCUUGUACCCCAGCUAUAAUGCCCCACUCUUGUACCAGUUAUAUUGCCCCACUCUUGUACCAGCUGUGUGUCCCCACUAUUGUACCAGCUAUAAUGCCCCACUCUUGUACCUGCUAUGUUGCCCCCCCCCCAUUUUACCUGCUAUGUUCCCCCGGUUCUACCAGCCAUCGUUACUGGUACAUUCAUUUAUAUUGCCUCGUUAAUAAGACGAGCAUGUGGCAAUAUUAAACACUAAUCAUCAUCAUCAUUAUCAUGUCCCUUAGUCUUUGGACCGUUGGGGUGCCACAGAUGACAUGUGAAAUAUCCUCCUCCAUUCGUCUCUAUCUUCUGCACUACGCACAACAUCGCCCAGUGUUAGCCCUGUCCACUCUUUGAUGUUAUCCUCCCAUCUUUUUCUUUGUCUUCCUCUUCUUCUUCCUUCUCGUGUGGUGCCCUGCAAUAUUUAUUUGGCAAGCCCUUGUUUCCUUGUUACGUGGCCGUACCAUUGUAGUUUGCGUUUUUUCACAGUCACCAGUAGGUCAUCGUACUCCCCAAUUGCCUGGCGAACCCUUUCUUUCACUGUAUCAUUGGAGAUAUGGU